Molecule: messenger RNA, 1954 nt
Organism: Stylophora pistillata
Lineage: Eukaryota; Metazoa; Cnidaria; Anthozoa; Scleractinia; Pocilloporidae
Product: transcription factor Sp9
Biological process (GO): regulation of transcription by RNA polymerase II
Molecular function (GO): RNA polymerase II cis-regulatory region sequence-specific DNA binding; DNA-binding transcription factor activity, RNA polymerase II-specific
Source: RefSeq, a predicted model, not a curated record
AUCAACAGUCCAUUUCAGAGCUCGCGGGGCGUAGAAGUGUUCGUGAAUUUGCCGACCAGAAUAGAUCACAGAACUGCCCUGAAUCAACCCAAGCUUGAAUUCUAUGAGCAGGGUUUUUUUUUUCAUCAGGAACCGGGAACACGGACAGAUAACAGAUUGACACCUCUUGCGAUGCUCGCAGCGACUUGCAGCAGAAUAGGACAACAAUCCCCGCAACCCGUAACUGACGUGACAAGCAUGGCUAAAGGUUUCUACCAUUGGAAACAACCGAAUUCCCUUCCUAUCCAGCGCGGAAGACCGACCGAUGGUGGCUUGUAUUCCAAUCUGUCGUCCGCCUUUAUGCCAACCAGCGAAUCUUUAAGCGUUCAAAAUCACGACAGUUUCCUCACCAAUCCAAGCUAUACAACAGGACACAAUUCGCUCACAGAUCCAUUAGCUAUCGCCUCGGCGAGUCGAGUUCAUUCUGCUUCUGUCGAAGCAUCAAUUUACCCAGCACGGAUGCCGCAUCCCUACGAAAGCUCGCCUUGGUUUAAACCACCUUUAGAGCCCCAUUCACAGGCUUCAGCUCGGCAGGCGUUCUGGGAAGUACACAGUAAACCCCCCUGGCUCGACUCAGCCGUAUCAGGCAGCUCUUUUCAUCCAACGUUAAGCCAUUUUACAGGACUGCCGCAUGAAUACUCUACAGGAAGUUUACCUAUUCCUGCUGCGGUUUCUGUGGCGAGUCAUCCGCAUUUUCUACCCCCUCCCUGCCUCGGAUCCGAUCCUAUGAAAGCUUCUCUUCCAACGUACAUAGAUGGACCUUCUUACUUUUCAGGGACGACAAGUUUAUUGCCUUCUACGCAGAGUGUGGCAACGAGAGCGACCCGACGCUACACUGGUCGCGCGACCUGUGAUUGCCCCAACUGCCAAGACAACGAGAGACUAAGUGCGGCCGGUGCACCUUUUAGGAAAAAGACUCAACACAUUUGUCACAUUCCGGGAUGCGGUAAAGUGUACGGGAAAACCUCACAUCUUAAAGCUCAUCUCCGCUGGCAUACUGGCGAGCGACCAUUUGUGUGUAACUGGUUGUUUUGCGGAAAGAGAUUUACUCGAUCCGACGAAUUGCAGAGACAUUUACGAACACACACUGGCGAGAAACGAUUCGCUUGCCCCAUCUGUAAUAAACGUUUCAUGCGAAGUGAUCACCUGGCAAAACACGUCAAAACCCAUAACAAUGAGACGGUGAAGAAAGGGGAGUCAGAAAAGGGAGAGAAAGAAGAUGAGAAAGCCACUAACGGCGCUGACAUUGAACGCUCUUGUAACCUGUCUGAAAAUGGCGAAAGUAACAGCUUGAAGGUUGCCUAGCUUGUCAAAGCUAAAGAGUAGUAAGACGUUACGAUUUUACUGAUAAAAUGUUUUUUCUUUUAAGCUAUUACGCUCUUCCUAAGACAGGAAAGCUUUGAAUUCAUGAAAGCAAAUUUAUCAUUUGAAACCUUUGUGAACUCGGCGAAGACGAGAUAGCGGUAACGUUGUACAUGUUCGCUUGACGUCGGCGCGAGAGGGUAAAGGUAUAAAAUUUCCAAGUUCAAACUUGUUAAAAUGAAACACUCACAUAUGGUUCUCACGGCUGAGAUUGAUUGUGGAUUUAUAAUCUUUGUAAAGAGACUUCAAUUCUGAUCGAAGUUAUCUUUCUUGAUGAACUAAACAUUGUCUAGUGAACGGAGCAACAAAGGACAAUUUAUUACUUGUUUGAAAUAGGGAAAGAGAGAACAUUUUUAUGCUAUCAAAAUGACACAUUUUGAGCCUUGUUCAAUUGUAUUUAAAUACUGUAUAUUGGAAGUUAUUUAAUUGAACAAGCCUUCAAAGAUUCAGUCUUUGAUAUUUACCAUUAAGUUGUACAUAAAACCUAUGAAGCAAAGCUGAACCUUGAAACUAAAUUAAAAAGAGAGAGAGAGUACUGUUACAAUUGAAAAGA